AAGGUCUGUGCGAGGAGCAGUGUGCGCGCUGCCCAUUCUACGGUCAGGAGAGUCUGCUGGGGAAGGUCUCACUGGGACAGGGGGGAAGAGAUAACAAGAGCAGCAGCAUCAGGCGCGGAAUACUCAUUAAGCCACUUCUGCACUGCAGCUUAACUCCCAGCAAGUUCACGUCAAGUGGAAUAACCCAGCGACCGGUGCUGAAUUCCCUUACUGUGUACCAAGCGGCGCGCUAUCUGAUCCCAUUCGCUACGGCUGUUACAUCCUCUGAAAGCAAAGGGGGGUAAACCGAGAGCAAACACGGUGCUUACAGCAGUCAAUGCCUAAACUUCUUGUGAAGUUCCCCUCUGAGCGCCGAUCGUACAGUCCCUCCGUAUCGCACCCAGGUACCAGCUGGCAGCACUCACUGGGACUCUCUCACUAAAGCAGCCAGUCAGUGUCAGUGGCUCCUGGAGUGCAGCAAAUCAGAUACACAGCCAAAAACACAAGGGAAGGUGAAAGGAAUCACCGGGCAAGGUCGUGUACAUGGAAAGGAGAAAAUAAGUGUAAUUAAAAGAGAGAGAAAAAGAGAAGGGGAGGAAGCUGCAAGUAGAAGGAGCAAGAAACUUUCCGAGCUCCACUCUCCAACCAAGUCCAAUGGCACUGCCGGGAGCGCGGGGACACUGAGAGGCCGCCAAAGGGUCAAAGAGCACAGCCCCGAUAUCUAAAGUUUGGGGGUGGAGAAUAACAUUCAUCGGCCAAGCAAAGAGGAGAUGAGCAGCACAUGACCUUCCCUACAGUGACAUGUUCUCUUCUCGGGCUCCCAGAAGAAGUGUAGCCCGGCGGGCGGGCGGGGGCCUCUGCUGUGCCGCUCGGUGCAAACAAACCAGAGCAUUUGGCGGAGUGAGGCGGCUAAUUGCUUGAGGCCGUCCCUCAUUUCCAUAUGAAGUCUGUGUCCGCUGGCCCCGAGCCAAUCCCCUCUCACCCCCGCCACUAAUCGCCAUGUAUUAUUCACCAUCACAAUUAGUUACCGACAUGCGCAAUCCGCGCCGCACCGACACCGCUUCAUUUGCCCUCAUUUUGCAACUCGACUAUUUGUGAACAUUUUUUUUUUCUUAUUAUUUGCCACUGAUGUAUCUGCAAAAAAGCAGAGAGGACUCUGAGUUCCCAGCGGCGGCGGCAGCAUGUCUCGGAGAAAGCAAGCCAAGCCCCAGCAUCUGAAAUCAGAGGAGGGCAUCACGACUGAGGGGAACCCUAACAACGCAGCAGCUGCGGAAGGACCCGAUGAUUGUGACAGUGGGAAUGAAAGUCGAAGUGGAAGCGAAGAAACUAAUGUUUGUGAAAAAUGCUGUGCUGAAUUCUUCAAGUGGACUGAUUUCUUAGAUCACAAGAAGACAUGCACUAAAAACCCUCUUGUUCUAAUUGUGAAUGAUGAUUUAGCAGCACCAGUUACAGAAGAGGUUCCAGAACCCUCUCCUGCAGGUUCUCCCAGUAAUCACGCAGAAAGUGAGACUGCAGAGGAAAAUAUCCAGGUAGAAAAUAAUGACACCUGUGACAUAAAAGAUACUGAAAAGGAAGAGGAACCCAUGGAGGUUGAAAUCACAGAAGAAAAAAACUACCCAAGUCAAGAAGCUUCAGACUCUUCUACUCUUCUACCUCAGAUUCCUGAACCAUCUUCCAUAACUAAUUAUAACAUGCCAAACACUAAUGUUACCUUAGAGACUCUGCAAAGUACUACAGUGGCAGUUGCACAAUUUUCACAAAAUGCACGAUGUGUGGGGGGUGCAAAUGCGGCAACUGCAAUGGCAAUUCCAAUGAUUUUAGAACAGUUGAUGGCAUUACAACAGCAGCAAAUUCACCAGCUGCAACUCAUAGAACAGAUACGUAGUCAAGUUGCACUGAUGAACCGGCAGCCAUUACGGCCUCCCUUAAAUCCGACAGUUCCAUCCCAAAAUGUUCCAAUCCCUGCUUCCAAUCAGUUGCAGGGUUUUGCUGCACACUCUACCCUACAGUUAACCUCAGUAGUCCCUCCCACUCUUUCAGGACCAGCAAAUAGUGGUCAGCUCCCUUUGUUUGAAAAUCCACAGCAUAUGUCACAGCCUCCCUCUGGGGCAAGUACCCCAAAUAUACCAUGUCCUGUAUCAUCUGCACCAACAGAAUCCACCACAUCAUUGUCAGCAAAUAGUAAAGCAACUUCAGCAGCCCAUUGUUCUUUGUCCAAUUCUACAAGUAAUCCAACCCAUCCACAGAGCUCCUCAACACCCCCAUCUCUAGGACAUGGAAAUAUCCUAAAUUCAUCUUCCAGUUUGCCAAGUCCACUUCUACCUCAGAGUUCAUCAAAUAGUGUGAUCUUCCCCAAUCCUCUUGUCAGCAUUGCUGCAACAGCUAAUGCAUUAGACCCUCUCUCUGCACUUAUGAAGCACCGUAAGGGAAAGCCACCAAAUGUGUCAGUAUUUGAGACCAAGACAACCUCUGAGGAUCCAUUCUUUAAACAUAAAUGUAGGUUUUGUGCCAAGGUCUUUGGAAGUGAUAGUGCAUUACAAAUCCAUUUACGUUCUCAUACUGGAGAAAGACCAUUCAAAUGUAAUAUAUGUGGAAAUCGUUUUUCCACAAAAGGAAACCUAAAGGUUCAUUUUCAGAGACACAAAGAAAAAUAUCCCCACAUUCAGAUGAAUCCAUACCCUGUUCCAGAAUACCUCGACAAUGUUCCCACUAGCUCUGGAAUUCCAUAUGGAAUGACUUUUCCUCCUGAGAAACCAGUCACAACAUGGUUAGAUAGUAAGCCUGUGUUAUCAACUAUUCCAACCACAAUUGGAUUGCAGCUUCCUCCCACAAUACCUGGUGUAAAUAACUAUAAUGAUUCUCCAAGCAUUACACCAAGUAAUCAAUCCCCCCAAAGGCCAUCUCCUGCUUCUAGUGAAUGCAACUCAUUAUCUCCUAACAUAAAUAAUUCUGAACCCUGCAUACAAGCAUCUUCAGAAUCUUCGCAACCAGAACAGACAAGAACUAUUACUCCUAAACAAGAACCUAUUGUUCAGCCUUCUUCCUCUACAAGAGUAGGUGAACAGCCUGUAAAUGUACAGAUAUCUUCACCUGUCACUACUCCUGUUCCUACAGUUACAGAUUCCAGCGUUUCAACAAGCCACUCAAACUCUGUGCUUCCUCCCAUGUCUGACCAAUUCAAGGCUAAGUUUCCAUUUGGUGGUCUACUGGAAUCUAUGCAAACAUCAGAAACCUCAAAAUUGCAACAAUUAGUUGAAAACAUUGAUAAAAAGAUGACAGAUCCAAAUCAAUGUGUCAUUUGUCACAGAGUACUUAGCUGUCACAGUGCUCUCAAGAUGCAUUACAGAACACAUACAGGGGAAAGGCCAUUUAAAUGCAAAGUUUGUGGACGUGCCUUUACUACUAAAGGCAAUUUGAAAACACAUUUUGGUGUUCAUAGGGCAAAGCCUCCACUGAGGGUUCAACAUUCAUGUCCCAUUUGUCAGAAAAAAUUUACGAAUGCUGUGGUUCUGCAACAGCAUAUUCGUAUGCACAUGGGUGGGCAGAUUCCAAACACCCCAUUACCAGAGGGCUUCCAAGAUGCAAUGGACUCGGAACUUUCCUAUGAUGAAAAGAAUCUUGAAACAAUGAGUGACUAUGAUGAUGAUUUUGAUGACAAUUCAUUAGAAGAUGAUCUAGACUUAAAGGACACCCCAAGUGACUCAUCUAAGCCACUCAUACCAUACUCUGGAGCAUCACCUGCUUCACCUCCUAAUGUCAUUUCCAGUAUUGCUGCUUUAGAAAAUCAGAUGAAAAUGAUUGACUCUGUUAUGACUGCCCAGCAGUUUAUUGGUUUAAAAAACAUAGAGAAUGGAUCUGGCGAAAUCGAUCAUUUAAGCAAUGAUUCAUAUUUUGCUGUUGGGGACUUAGAAAGCCAGAGCGCAGGCAGUCCAGCAAUGUCUGAAUCCUCUUCAUCUAUGCAGGUUUUGUCACCAGCACAUAGUCACAGUGAAAGCAUUAGAUCUAAAUCUCCAGUUAUAAGUAGUCAAGAAGAGCCACCAGUCAUACAACUCAAAACCGAAAAGCCUGACAGCCCUAUACCUACUCCUGAAAAUGAUGGUGUACUGGAUCUGACAUCCACUAACCCUGGGAGGCCAAUCAUCAAAGAAGAGGCUCCUUAUAGUCUCCUGUUCCUGAGCAGAGAACGUGGUAAGUUUAAAAGUACUGUUUGUAAUAUCUGUGGCAAGCCUUUUGCUUGUAAGAGUGCAUUGGAAAUUCACUACCGCAGCCAUACUAAAGAACGGCCAUUUAUUUGUACAGUCUGCAAACGUGGGUGUUCCACUAUGGGUAAUUUAAAACAGCACUUGCUGACACACAAAUUGAAAGAGCUCCCAUCUCAGUUAUUUGAACCCAACUUUACUCUAGGUCCCAGCCAAACCACAACUAGCCUGGUCACCAGCACAGCGCCUGUCAUGAUCAAAAUGGAAGUGAACGGUCACACCAAGCCUAUCUCAUUGGGUGAAGGUCCCCACCUUCCAGUUGGAAUCCAGGUUCCUGCUGCACCACAGACAGCGAUGAGUCCAGGCAUCACUCCAAUGCUGGCACUCCCACCUAGACGAACUCCAAAGCAACACAACUGUCAUUCGUGUGGGAAGACCUUCUCUUCAGCAAGUGCACUACAGAUACAUGAACGUAUUCAUACUGGUGAAAAGCCAUUUGGCUGCACAAUCUGUGGUAGAGCAUUUACCACAAAAGGGAAUCUUAAGGUUCACAUGGGAACACACAUGUGGAAUAAUGCUCCUGCGAGACGUGGUCGUCGGCUAUCUGUUGAAAACCCUAUGGCUUUGCUAGGUGGGGAUGCUCUGAAGUUUUCAGAGAUGUUUCAGAAAGAUUUGGCAGCUCGAGCAAUGAAUGUUGACUCUGGCUUUUGGAAUCAGUAUGCUGCUGCUAUCACAAAUGGGCUAGCUAUGAAAAACAAUGAGAUUUCUGUUAUACAGAACGGAGGCAUUCCACAGCUUCCAGUCAGUUUGGGUGGAAGUGCUAUACCAACAUUAGGAAAUAUCUCAAGUGGAAUGGACCGAACACGCACUGGCAGUAGCCCUCCUAUAAUUAAUCUGGACAAAGUAGGCUCUGAGUCUAUAGUCAAUCGACCAUUCACAAGGUUUAUUGAGGAGAAUAAAGAAAUUGGCAUAAACUGAAUUUAAAGGAAAAACACUUAAGGCAAGUUCUCUUCAAAACUCUUGUACUAUUUGAUGUACAGUUUUUGAACAAAGGUCACAGAUUUCUACCCCCCCUUUUGCCCAUCAGAGAAAUGCAUAGUUAUGUGGAUGAAGAAGAGAUGUCUUGCAAGAUCUGCAUGGUACUUCCUUCAGCAAUUUGACUGACAUGGACAUUUUUUGCUUUAUUCUUUCGAUAAUGAAGUUUAUUCGAUAACACACUUACAAAGGCUGCAGUACAGCAUCAUGUUUCCCUGCGCAACCCAUCAUUUAUUAAUUUAUUGAGGUGAUACACAUUGACUUCUUUAGCCCAAUCUUUUGAAAGUUUUGUUUAAAUUAGAUAUAAACUGGAAGUCUAUCUUAAGUACUAUAAUACUAAAUAAUCAAUUUAGUAUGUCCCACCCAUAGUAUUUAUAAUAAAUUUAUGCGGGUAUCCAACAGUAUCAAAGCCCCAUCCUUAAAAUAAAUAUUUGUACAGCAGUUUGUGACUUUUUCUUAGCUAUUUUUGUUGCUAUAAUUCAGUAAUUUUUAUUCCAAUGCAGGCAAAACUGUGGUGUUUUAUUUGGGACGAUAGCAUGCUUUACAUGUGCAAGUAUCUGUCAGUAACACAUUUUUUAAUUUAAAUAUUUGUAGCUGCUAUGUGGGCAAUUGUUUGAUAUAUAUGAGAAAAUGUGUGAAGAAAAGUACAAUAGUUGGAAAUCCAUUUCCACACAAAACUUUUCACUCAUAAGUAUCACUUCAUAGGAAACUGUGAGUCAAAUCUUCAUGUGACCUUUGCUGUAAAAUAAAGGGUAAUGUUUGUAUAA
Messenger RNA from Xenopus laevis (African clawed frog), 5980 nucleotides. It is a transcript of the gene sall3.S, whose product is annotated as spalt-like transcription factor 3 S homeolog. Gene Ontology annotation, cellular component: nucleus. Lineage: Eukaryota; Metazoa; Chordata; Amphibia; Anura; Pipidae. Gene Ontology annotation, molecular function: RNA polymerase II cis-regulatory region sequence-specific DNA binding; DNA-binding transcription factor activity, RNA polymerase II-specific. The coding region runs from base 1161 to 5156 and encodes 1331 amino acids. The transcript is spliced from 3 exons. The record is from RefSeq and is a predicted model, not a curated record. Gene Ontology annotation, biological process: muscle structure development; anatomical structure formation involved in morphogenesis; regulation of transcription by RNA polymerase II.